AAUAAAUUCAUUGGCUCUCUUAACACCUGAAAUAAAUUUGGCACUGUUACAACUCUAAUCAUUCGCAAUUAGUCUUUCCUUCAAUCAGUUCAUUACAGAAUGACUCCAAAACUAUCAAACCUUCGUCAUUUCAUAAAACCACAGAAUGGUUUUAAAAGAUUUUAUUCAAAUGGCCUCCCGGAGAACCUUCGUCGCAACUACGAAAAAUUUCAGCGCGACGACGGCGUCCCCAUUUACAUCAAAGGUGGUGCAAGCGACCGAGUCCUUUUAGGCCUCACUUCUGUCAUCCUCGCCAUAGGACUUGUGGAAUCCGUCCGCACUCUUUUCAAACUCGACCGCAAAAAAUAAUUAUGUAAAAAGUCGCAAAUACAAUACUAUAAGUACGGUAA
Molecule: messenger RNA, 389 nt
Organism: Tribolium madens (black flour beetle)
Lineage: Eukaryota; Metazoa; Arthropoda; Insecta; Coleoptera; Tenebrionidae
Gene: COX7AL2
Exons: 2
Coding region: 100-348 (82 amino acids)
Biological process (GO): mitochondrial electron transport, cytochrome c to oxygen
Source: RefSeq, a predicted model, not a curated record